Molecule: messenger RNA, 21034 nt
Organism: Sphaeramia orbicularis (orbiculate cardinalfish)
Lineage: Eukaryota; Metazoa; Chordata; Actinopteri; Kurtiformes; Apogonidae
Product: microtubule-associated protein futsch-like
Exons: 51
Coding region: 21-18578 (6185 amino acids)
Source: RefSeq, a predicted model, not a curated record
ACUGUCGGUCCAAACUGGCCAUGAUCAGACAGAGCCUGGACAGCCUGAAAGACAAAGCGCCUCAGCUGGAUCUGCUCCUGCAGGGGGCCCGGCUGACCGUCACCAGGGAUGGACUCCCUGCCUCCUGCCUGGACACGGUUACGGCUCUGCUCAGGAAGCUGGAGGAGGCGGACGGCGGACUGGCCAACCAGCAGCAGAACCUCCAGAAGGAGACCCACAACAAGUCCCUGGGCCUGAGGAAGAGGAGUCUGCUGGGGGAGCUGAGGAAGCUGCAGGAUACCAUCGAAUCUCAGGGUCUGAAGGAACCCACCAUGCCCGCUGUGCAGCAGAGGCUCCGUGCUCUGUCAGAUUUGGACAUUCAGCUGCAGAGCCACGAGUCAGAGCUCCAGAGUCUCCGUGAACUCCAAGAAAAGCAGGGAGGAGGAGAACACCUCCUGGAGGAGCUGGAGACUCAAUGGGAUGACACCUGCAGAGCUCUGACCAGCAGGAAGCAGCGGUGCAGCGUCCUCCUGGAGCUUCUGAAGAAGUUCCAGAGCUGCCGUAGUCACCUGAGUAACACCAUGCAGAGAGCAGAGCAGACCAUCAACGACCAGGCCUCAUACAUGGGCAAAGACAACCUGCACAGGAGCAUCACAAAGGUCCAUGAUAUUAAGGAGGAACUGGGGGGUCUUAGGGAGCCCUUGGAGGAGCUGAGGAGUGUUUGCAGACAACUUCAGUCCCACCUGAAGAAGAUUCCAGACUGUGGUGAAGCUCCAUUUGAGGCAGAGGCUGAUACGCUGAUGGACAACUGGUUGGAUGUGACAGAGAAGACAGACGCCUACAUGGACAACCUGAAAGUGGGGUUGGAGCUGUGGGAGAAGCAGCUGAUGCUGGGUGGAGAGGUGGAUACGUGGGCAGGAGCCAAACUGGGCCUGUUCGCAGAGAGCCACCCCUUCCACAACGAGCAACAAGUCCUGGCCAUGAGGGAUGAGAUUCACACCAAUGAGCAGAACAUCGAACAUUUUCACAAGAAGUCUGUGGAGAUCCAGGAGAUGCUGCAGAGUCAGGAGUCUCCACUGGAGCUGCAGGUGAUGGAGACCCAGCUGAGGAAGAGGAUGGAGCAGGUGAAGGAGCUGUUCACAGACUGCACCGACGUCUUCCAGGAGCUGAUGGCUGUGAAGAAACACCUCGCUGAGAAGAUCGACGACUGUCAGACGGCCGUCGAGAACCUGCAGAGUUCCAUCAGCAAAUGUGACGCUUCAAAACCAAACACAGAGACACAGAUACAGGAUCUAUGUGAUGAGCUGGACGCUCAGGAGGACCAGGCUGAGGCCGUGCUGAAGGAGGUGGGUUUGGUUUCCAGCGUGGCCAGUCCUCAGGCUCUGGAGGCCCUGUCAGUGGACUGCACCCGCCUGAGGGAGGCCAUCGCCCGCACCAAGGAAAUGAUCCACCUGAAGAGAGAGGAGAGGGACAAGGGUCUGCUGAAGGUCCUCAGAGAUGAAAGGCAGUCGUUUGAGGAGUGGUUCCAGGACUUGCAGCUCUCUGUCAAUGAGUGUUUUGAGAAUCCUGAGAGCAGAACGAUUAUGGAAAUGUCUCUGCAAAGACUGACUGGUUUCUUAAAGUCCAAAGACGCCCACCGACGUCUGGAGCAGCUGCAGAACCAGUUGGACCGCGGCCGACAGCAGAUUCCACCUGAGCAGCUGUCUGAGCUCACAGACUUCCUGAAGGAGCAGCAGGAGGAGGUGACCACGUUCAGAACCCACUGUCAAAACAGACAGAACCAAUUGGAGGCACUGCUCAGCGACAUGGACAGUUUGCAGAAGCAGCACAGUGUCUUCAGUGAGUGGCUUCAGACCAAAGAGAAACAGUCUGUGGACGCAGACAAAGUCCAGCGUCUUCUGAAAGAGCUUCAGGAUGAAAGUGGGAGAGUUGAAUCUCUCUGUGAGCUGCUGGCCUCCGUUCGCAGACAGGGCGUCAGAGCAGACAACCUCCUGAAGAACAGCGACAACCUGAUCCAGCGCUUCAGGAACCUGGAGGUCCGACUGCAGAAACAGGCCGAGGCCCAGAGCGCCUUGGACGGACAGUUCAACAAGUUCAACAGCCAAGUGGAAAGCACCAGGAGCUGGAUCAGUGAACUCCUGCAGCCCCUCACCUCAGCUGGAGAAACCAACAAGACUGAGGAGAUACAACAAACAGCACAGACCAUCCUGAGCUCCAAACCAGAAGGAGACUCUAAAGUGAACGACCUGAGACACCAGAGCCAGAGUCUGAGUGAGCAGGAUCUUCAGGAGAACCAGAGGCUGGAGGUCCAGAGGUCGGUCCAAGACACCGAGGAGCAGUGGAAUAAAGCUCUGCAGGUGGUUGAAGACGCUCUCUCCAAAGCCAAGACCCAAGCCCAGUUAGACCAGGAACUGGACGCCUUCAAAACCCACAAACACAGUGUCCAGUCCUGGAUCACGGAGCAGGAUCAGAAGGUCCAGUCUCUUGGUGGACACAUGCCGGCUAAAGAACGAGUCCAGGCUGCACAGUCAUCUUGUAGUUCGAAGCCUGAGGGGGACUCAAAGGUCCAAGAUCUGAAGCAGCGAUGCCAGAGUCUGUGUGACAACGAGGCUUUGGACGAAACCAGGAGACAUGAGAUCCAGGACGCAGUGAGACAAACGGAGGAGCAGUGGAAUAAAGCUCUGCAGGUGGUUGAAGACGUCCUGAACAAAGCAAAAACUCAGGUCCUGUUAGACCAGGACCUGGACGCCUUCACAACCCUCAGAGACAGUGUCCAGUCCUGGAUCGCGGAGCAAGAUCAGAAGGUCCAGUCUCUCGGGGGACACAUGCCGGCUGAAGAACGAGUCCAGAUCGCACUGUCAUCUUGGAGUUUAAAGCCUGAAGGGGAUUCAAUGAUCCAGGAUCUGAAGCAGCGAUGCCAGAGUCUGUGUGACAACGAGGCUUUGGACGAAACCAGGAGACAUGAGAUCCAGGACGCAGUGAGACAAACAGAGGAGCAGUGGAGGACGGCGCUGCAGAACGCUGAACAGGCUCUGAACAAAGCAGAGAACGAAGCCUCCACUGAGAAGGAGUUGGAUUCAUUCAAAGACCAGAAUGAAAAUGUCCAGUCAUGGAUUAAAGAACAGAAGCAGAAGCUGAUGUCGCUCAGUGGCAUCAUGCAGUUUGAGCAGAGGCUGCAGAUCGCACAGGCUGUUCUAGCGUCCAAACCCGAAGGAGAAUCCAAGCUGCAGGAUCUGCAGAGACAAAGCAGGGCUCUGUGUGAACACCUGGCGGAGAACAGGAACCCAGAGGCGGAACAUCUGCUCAGAGACACGGAGCAGCAGUGGCGAGGCGUUCUCCAGGCCGCCAGACAAGCAGAGCUACGAAGCCUGUCCGACGACUUCGACGCUCAGACCAAAACCACCCAGUCCUGGAUCAGAGAGAGACAGCAGCAGCUCCAGACCGUCAACAGUCAGACGCCGUCUGAGGACAGACGUCACACUGCUCAGACGGUCUUAGGCUCCAAACCAGAGGGCGACUGUAAAGUGAACAACCUGAGGAGGAGAGGCCAGACCAUGUGUGACCACCAGGACGUGGGUGAAACCAGGAGAGUCCAGGUCCAUCAGACGGUCAAAGACACCGAGGACCAGUGGAGGUCGGUCCAACAGGCGGCCAAACAGACCGAAGCAGCGGCCGAAGCUCAGAUCGCCCAGGAGACGGAGACCAAAACCCAGCAGCUCCGAGAAUUCGAUACCCAUCAGGGGGAAACGGGACGCUGGCUGAAAGACCUCCAACAACGACUGGACGCUCUGAAGAACCAGACUGAAGCUGAGGACAGACUGCACACAGCGCAGGCUUUGAUGAGCUUUAAGGCUGAAGGAGACGCUAAGCUGCAGGAGCUCAGGAGACGAGGACAAAGACUGGAUCAUCUGGACCUGGAGGGAAACAAGAAAUCACACGUCCAACAAACAGUCACAGACGCUGAGGAGCAGUGGACCAACAUCCUGGAGGCUGUGAAACAGGCCCUGGACCAGGCUGAGAGACAAUGUGCUCUGGAGGAGCAGCUCAAGGACUAUGAAGCCCUGAAGAAGAACACCACAGACUGGAUCCAGGAGAAGAACCAGUGCCUCAGGAAACUGGACUCUCACACGGAUCCAGAAGAAACCAUAAAGAAUGCACAGACCAUCCUGAGCUCCAGACCUGAAGGAGACUCCAGGCUGGCAGAGCUGAAAAGACAAAGCCAAAGUCUGAACGACAGAGACGACGUGGACAAGAACAAAAGACGAGAGCUUCAGCAGACGAUGAAGGACACAGAGGAGCGGUGGACGAAGGUCCUGCAGACAGCGGAGGAUGCUCUGAAGGAAGCGGAGGUCCAGUACUCACUCAACAGGGAGACGGACGCCUUCAGGAUCCAGGCUGGAAACACUAAAGCCUGGGUGGAAGACCUGCAGAGACAGGCCCAGUCCAAGGGGACGGGUACUCAGGGAAGUCCGGCUCAGAUAGAGGAGCGACUCAGUACAGCACAGGUUAUCUUAAACUCCAGGUUGAAUGGUGACAGUCAGGUGAUGGAGCUGAAGAGACGAGCACAAAGUCUAUGUGGACACCAGGACCUGGACCACAACAAGAAACAGGAGGUUCAGCGGACAGUGAAGGACACAGAGGACAAGUGGAGGACAGUCCUGCAGGCAGCCAAUGAUACACAAAGGCAGCUCCAGGGGGUUUCAGAGCGCCUGGUGUCCUGUACGCUUCAUAGAAAACAGGCUGAGACCCGUCUGUCUGAGGUCCAGAAGCAGACGUCCAGCCUGCCCAGGGUCUUCCCCUGGCCCGGUCUGGGAGAGCGGAGGCAGGCUGUGGACCAGGCCCGGUCUCUGCUGGACCAGACCUCAGCCCUGGCCCCUGUGCUCUCAGAUGUCCACAGACAGGCUGCAGACCUUGCUAAGAUCACACAGGAUCCCAGUUGGUCAGAUCCAUCCUGGUCCACCAUGGAGGAGUCCAUCCCUGCUCUGCUGAAGGAUCUAACCGAGGUGGUGUCGGAGCUGGAGCAGGGCGUCCUGACGGAGAGGCAGUGCACUCAGCUGAUGGAGCAGCAUGAGGCCGCCCAGGACUGGCUGAGGGAGCAGGUGAAAGGCCUGGGGUCGACUCCGACAGACAGGCAGGGUCUGCACAGCACUGUCAACACCCUGAAGGCUUUGCUCCAGACGGUUCACAGAGAGCAGAGGGAGAUGCAGGAGUUGGACGCUGCCAGAGACAGUCUGCUGACCCUCUGCACCCCCGGCGGUCGGGACGCUCUGACCUUAGAGGUAGGUCAUCUCCACGACCUCUGCGCAACCUCAGAGCAGGAGGUGAAGGAGCACCUGUCUGCCUGCGAGGCCCGGCUGGAUGACCUGGACAAACAGCAGAGCAGAAAAACACAGGCACUGAAGGAGAAAUCUGCAGCGCUGCAGUGGGAGCUGCGAUCUUUGGACCAGGCACUGAGUUACAGCGAACCGCAGAACAACAUCACACAGCUCCAACAACGCUGGCACAGUCUGAAGAACUGUGAGAAGUCACUGGAAGGCCUGAGGGUCAAAGUUCAAGAUCUGUCUCAUGAAGUGAAAUCUGCUCCUGCAUCAGAUGAGCUGCCGGCAGAAAUUAUGACUGUGGUGAAUUCUUUGAACCAGCAACACAACAGUCUGAAGUCCAGGCUGAAUGAGCAUCAGGAAACCUGUUCUUCAAACACCACCCGCUGCCUGACGGAGUCUCUGCACAGUUUACAGAACUGGAACCACAGGAAACAACCGGACUCCAGAGAUUCUUUACAGGAGACAUUAGAGGAAGGUGAGAAGUUGCGAGUCGACCUGCAGGAGGCACUUUCACACCAGCAGUUUUUAUCUGAAUGUCUGAGGCCAGAGUUGUUUGAGAAAUUGAAGAAGGAAAGUUCAGAGACAUUUGGAGAAGCAGAAACCCAGAAGAAAUGUCUCCACAAGAACUUAGAGGAACUUGAGCAGCGUAAACACAUGCCAUUAGCUAGUCAGCCCUCAGACGUCGUCAUGGAGACUCCUGUGGUGGCGCCUCCAAGAAGAAACAAACGUUUACCUGAGAAAAAACCUCAAAUAAAUGUGUCAACAAGUAGCCCCUCAACAGAGAAAUCUACUAAAAUCAAAGAUGAAUUGGCAGAUUUGACUGAGGCGAUGCAGACUGAAGCUGUGGUUGCAGGUCUGGAGCAAACCUUAAUGGAACCAACAAAAAGGAAAUCCCAGAGUCCCCCAUGUUCCUCAGAGCCUACUUCUACUUCUCAAGAAGCAGAGGUUAAAAGCAUUAAACUAGACGUCACAGCUGAACCUAUAUCCCCUGAACAGAUUAAGCCUGCUGCCGUUGAAAGUAAGGAAGUCACUGAGCAGACUGCACCCGUUAGCAAAGAAACCCCUGUACCAUCCAGGAGAAAGUCCAAGGGUCCAACCACUGACACAGAAACUAAACAGAUGAAGGUCGAGCCUGUAAACCUAGAGUCUGGCUUUACCCAACCAGAAACUACUGCUGUGGAAGAAACAAAGCGUAUAUCAACCAUUAUUCUACAUGAACCUCAGCCAAUCACUGCUGUUUCGGAGACAACUACCGUUUUGGAACAGUAUGAGAUUUUGCCGCCAACACGAAAGCCAAAAAGUCCCAAAAUUCCUCCGAAACAAGCCAAUGUGGAAGCUGCACAGAUGAAAAAAGAACCUGAGAGUCAGAAACCUGGAAGCCCAGGUUCUAUUAAUGGUGAUGCAAAGGUAAUACCAACCAGGAAGAAGUCGAAGAGUGAAGAACCAACCACAACUUCACAGGAGACUGCUGCCUACAUCGCUACUGUUCAGGAAACUAAGGAUAAGCAGAAGCCGGCAUCAACAGAGACCCAGAGAAGGUCAAAAGCUUCAAAGAUUCCCCCAGAAGUUUCUACGAGUGAGGUUGUAAGAACUAAGGAAGACGAAACUAAACCUGCAGAUGUUAAGGAAGCCAAAGUUAUACCAGCCAGGAAGAAGUCAAAGAGUCAUGAGAUUCCCUUAGCUCCAGAGUCAGAUGUUAAAACAGCUGCUGUAAAGGCAACAGAGGAGAGUAAAACUACCGCUCCAGAUGGGCAGAAGACCAUUGUCCAGGUCGGUGGUGCUGAUGACCUCCAGGAGACUGAGGAAAAGAAGGUGGCUAUGCUCGUUUUGGACAUACCUGGGGUUUCCUCAGCUUCAGUGUAUCCUUCAGCCCAAGAGAUCAUAAAAGAACAGUCUGAGCAAAGUAAGUUACUACCACCAAAGAGAAAGUCAAAGAGUACAGAACAUCCUCCAGAACACACUGAAACGGAGACAGCACAAAGACAAGACAAACCUGAAAAACAAACAUCAUCUGCCAGUAACCAAACUGAAGAAAUAAAACUUGUACCAACCAGAAGAAAAUCAAAGACUGGAGAGCCUCCCACACCUUCAGAGCCUGUUACUCAUGUUCAAACUGCUGGGCCAAGUGAGAGUCCUGUUGUAGAAAAAGGUAAGCUGUCGCCAACCAAAAGGAAGUCCAAGGGUCUGAAACUUUCCCCUGAACUUCCUACCAAGGAGGUGCAAAUGGUCUUGAAAGAGUCUGAGUCUGUAGUUUCAGAAGUGACAAAACUCAAACCACCUGUUCGAAAAUCAAAAAGUCUUGACAUUUUCACAGUUGAUGAGGCAAAGGAUCUGAAGGAUGUUAAAGCAGGAAAAGCCUCAGAGGCUGAAACUACAGCAGUGGAAAAAGGUCGAGUUUCACCAACAAAAGGAAAACCAAAGAAUCUGGAAUCUUUACCUGAACCUGCCACUACACACCCACCGGAGACCAAAGACCAACCAGGUCAGAAACCAGCUUCAGCUCCAGAUAUGCCCACAUCACUGACCAAAAGUACUGUUGGUGAGAACGGUCAGCUUUCACCAACCAAAAGAAUGUCAAAGAGUCAAUCCAAAGAAUCUCCAGGAAUCUCUAAGAAGGAGCUGAUAGAGACCAAGGAAAAGCCUGAUAGUCAGAAGACUUCAUCCACUCCAGGUGUAGUUACAUCACCAACUAAAAUGACUGUUUCUGAAACAAGGAAGCUUUCACCAAACAUAAGACAGUCUAAAGGGCUGAAACCAUCUCCAGAGGUAGAGAAAAAGGUAAGCCCUGCCACUCCAGAGGUGGUCACAUCACCAACGGAUAAAGGAAAUGUUUCGCCAACCAAAAGAAAGUCAAAAGAUCGCCCAAAGAUUUCCCCAGAACUUUCUAAGAAGGAGCUGGAAGAGACAAAGGUCACAUCACCAACUGAAAAAGGAAAUCUCUCACCAACUAAAAGAAAGUCAAAGGACCUGAAAUCUUCCUUUGAUUCCAAAACACUGCCUGCACCUGAACGUGGUGCUAAAAAGGUUGCAGAGAAGUUCAUAGAUGACAGAGAUCCAUCACGGACAGUAGAGGAGGAAAGCACUUUCAAAAGUGGUAGUAUUGAUACCGUCCAAGAGAUUCAAGAAAAGAAAGUGGCCACAGUCAUUUUGGAUGUUUCUGAGACCUUUAUACAGGUUUCUGAUACUCACCCUCAGAUGAGUAGUGAGAUGGUGGAUAUACAGUCCCCUGCAUUGGUUGAAUCAGUCAACAAGGAGGCAGCACAGAUGAAGAACAAACCUCAAAGUGCAAGGUCUGAAACUGAAAGUGCUGUAGUGGAUGGUACAAAGCAAAUACCAACCAGAAGAAAAUCAAAAGGUACAGAAUCUCCGACAACCUCAGAGAAAGUCACAGCCCAUAAAAGUGGUAAGGAAACUGGGGAUGAGAAGAAACUGCCAUCAACUACUGUUGAGAAGGUAGAUAAGCUUUCACCAGCCCAGAGAAGGUCAAAGGCUCCCAAGAUUCCCUCUGAAGUUGCAACCAGUGAGACUGCAAGGACUAAGGAAGAGGAAGCUAAACCUGCAGACGUUCAGGAAGUAAAAGUUGUACCGGCCAGGAAGAAGUCUAAGGGUCAUGAGAUUCCCUCAGCUCCAGAACCAGACAUUAAAACAACACCUGUGAAGCCAACAGAGAAUCAAACUAUUGCUCCAGUGUUUCAGAAGACCACUGUCCAGGCCACUGGCGCUGAUGACCUCCAGGAGUGUCAUGAAAAGAAAGUGGCCACAGUCAUUUUGGACAUUCCUGAGACCUUUGCACAGGUUUCCUGUACUCAUCCUCAAAUGAGUAGUGAGAUGGUGCAUAUUCAACCCUCUGGAUUGGUCCAAGCAGUCGACAAGGAAGCAGCACAGAUGAAGAAAGAACCUGUCAGCUCAAGGUCUGAAACUGAAAGUUCUUUAGUGGAUGAUACAAAACAAACACCAAUCAGAAGAAAAUCAAAGGAUAUGGACCCUCCCACAACUUCAGAGAAAGUUGCAGCUCAUAAAACUGGAAAGGAAACUGGGGAUGAGAAGAAGCUGCCAUCAACAAAAACUAGUGUUGAAAAAGAAGAUAAGAUGUCCCCAGCCCAGAGAAGGUCAAAGGCUCCCAAGAUUCCCCCAGAUGUUGCUACCAGUGAGGUUGCAAGGACUAAGGACAAAGAAGCCAAAGUCGUUCCAGCCAGGAAGAAGUCAAAGAGUGAAGAACCAACCACAGUUUCACAGGAUGCUGCUGCCCACAUCACUACCGCUAAGGAAACUGAAGAUAAGCAGAAGCUGCCAUCAACAGAGACUACUGUUGUGAAAGAAAGUAAGGUUUCACCAACCCAGAGGUCAAAGGCAAUGAUUCCUCCAGAAGUUGGUACCAGUGAGGUUGCACGGAGUAAAGAAGAGGAAAGUAAAAUCACAGAUGUUAAGGAAGCAAAAGUUAUACCAGCCAGGAAAAAGUCUAAGGGUCAUGAGAUUCCUUCAGCUCCAGAACCAGAUGUUAAAGCAAUGGCUGUGAAACCAACAGAGGAGAGUGAAACUACUGCUCCACAAGGUCAGAAGACCACUGUCCAGGUCAGUGGCACUGAUGACCUCCAUGAGGCUGACGUAAAGAAAGUGGCCACAGUCAUUUUGGACAUUCCUGACACCUUUGUAGAGGUUUCUGAAUCUCACCCUCAGAUGAGUAGUGAGAUGGUGCAUAUACAGACCCCUGGAUUGGUUGAAGCAGUCAACAAGGAGGCAGCACAGAUAAAGAAAGAACCUCAAAGUGCAAGGUCUAAAACUGAAAGUGCUGUAGCGGAUGGUACAAAGCAAGUACCAACCAGAAGAAAAUCAAAAGGUACAGAAUCUCCGACAACCUCAGAGAAAGUCACAGCCCAUAAAAGUGGUAAGGAAACUGGGGAUGAGAAGAAACUGCCAUCAGCUACUGUUGAGAAAGAAGAUAAGCUUUCACCAGCCCAAAGAAGGUCAAAGGCUCCCAAAAUUCCCCCGGAAGUUGCAACCAGCGAGGUCGUGCAGUCUAAGGAAGAAAAAGCUAAACCUGCAGACGUUCAGGAAGCCAAAGCUAUACCAGCCAGGAAGAAGUCAAAGAGUGAAGAACCAAUUACAACUUCACAGGAUACUACUGUUAACAAAACUGAGAAGCAGAAGCCGGCAUCAACGGAAACCACUGUUGAGAAAGAAAUUAAGAUUUCACCAACCCAGAGAAGGUCAAAAGCGUCAAAGAUUCUACCAGAAGUUGCUACCAGUGAGGUUGCGAGGACUAAGGAAGAAGAACCUAAACCUGUAGACGUUAAGGAAGCAAAAGUUAUACCGGCCAGGAAGAAGUCAAAGGGUCAUGAGAUUCCCUCAGCUCCAGAACCAGAUGUUAAAUUAAUUUCAGUGGAGAGUAAAACUAUUGCUCCAGAUGGUCAGAAGACCACUAUUGAAGUUGGUGGAACUGACAAGUUACAGGAACCUCAAGACAUAUCUGAAGAGGCCCCGAAGCAACCCUUGUCCCAGUCUAAGGAUAUAGAUUUAAGCACUCAACCACCUGUCUCGACUGAGACGACAAGUGGACAAGAUAUUAGAGAAUAUAUAGACAAUUUAUGGAAAGACGUCACAGAUGAUAUUGAGAAGAGAUAUCUAGUGCUUGAUAUGCCUGAGGCACAAAUAUCCCAGACACAAGAUACAAAGACAGAUCAACCAGAGACAGAGAAGGAGGCUCAACAUGACCUCAGUCAGCCUACUGUCCCUGGUCUUCCAACUCUGCAACCACAUGCAGCAGAAGUAAGCAUAACUGAACAGAUCAUAGUGAAACCAAGUCAAACCAUGAGAGAACUAGAGCUCUUAAAAACAGAAGAAAAACCCAAAGAGGGCAAGCAUUUUAGUGCUGAAAAACCUCCUGCUGAAGUGUCAACAAGUAACAUGCAGGAUGCACCUGAGAUCCUGGAUGAAAAGACUGUGAGGAUGGAGAAGAUUGUCAAAGGCUCUGAAGUUCACGUGUUUGAAAUAAAGACACAAACUGAUAUAGACAAACACGAACCCUUAAGGUUCAUGGACCAAACAACUUCAGAAAGCAGGAAUAGGUCUUCCACAGAUGUUCAGCUUGAGAAAACUCCUGAAGAGGUCGUAAAGGUAGAAGUGAGAGAACCGACGUCUGUUGUUUUUGCAUUGAAGCCAUACGAAACAGCAAGAUUUACAGAAAUAAGUUUAUCUGAAAGUGAACUAUUAGAUCCAAGUCAAACUGAAAUUAAGGUAAAGCUGGUGAAAACAACAGAGACAAGCCAAAAAGAACUGAAGGUGAGGAGCACUGAAGAUAAUCCAGAUGUCGAGAUGUCACACGAGGACCUGGAUGAAAAGCCAGCAGUUUGCAUUUUACAGCUAGACAUACCAACGAGUUCUGAACAGAACGAAAAUGUGUUUGUCACGAUAGUCAAAGAACCGCAGGCUGAUAUCGUUGAAACGAGUAUUCAGAGCAAAAAAGUACCAGUGAGUAAAGAGAUGAUGUCAGCUGAUGUUAAACAAGAGGAAGUCAUUAAGAUAGAAGUUCCUGGGAGCAGUGACACAAAGACAGAUGUUUUACAAAUUAGUUUACAUGAAAAAGACAAACUGAACCGGACCGAAACUCAGGUACAGUUGAAAACCACACAGGAACAACCUAAAGUAGUCAAAGAACAUCAUGUCCAAGAAAAACAUCCUGGUGAAAAGGAGAAGAGUGAACAGUUUGAUCAAACAGAGAAAAUUCACCAGUCGCCAAAAGUGUGUGUUCUACCAACAGAGAUGGUUCAGAAAAAGGAAAGUGUACCAGGAGUAGUUCCAAAGCCAGGCGUGGAUGUCCAAAGAAGCUCUGAUGUCCAACCAGAGAAGAAGUCUGCAGCUGUUGUAGAAGUGGUAGAACUGGAGGAAACCAUCAUUGAUUCUUUGACACCAGUUCGCACUGACGCUAAGCUGAAGACCACACCACAGAGACCCAAAGAACUGAAAGAGCAUGGUGUCCAUAAACAAAGUCCACAAGUAUCAACAUGUGAUGUGCAUGAAGCUCCUAAAUCUGUGCAGGAUGUGUCUCUGAAGAAGGAUGACAUUCUUCAACCAGAUACACAAAAAAGUGUGAAGGAGCAUCAAAUAACCUCAGUUAUGAAGACACCAGAGACGGAUGAGCGUCAAAUACGUGUCCAGUUUGAAAAAGUUACUGAUGUUCAGGCAGAAAAGGCAGCCAUCAAACCAGCCACUGUAGAUGUGACUGUCAUGGAACAGACUAAGAUCAAUGUUGCACCUAAAAGCCUGGAUGAACCUGAGAAACCUGUUGGAACAGUGGAGAUCCAGAUGAGCACCAGUUUACAACAAAGUAUACCAACGGGUAAAGCUGAGGAUCUACACAUCUCAGAGGAGCCGAUGACGUUUAUGGUUCAAACAUCCAGCCUGGUUAAAAAAGUACCAGAAAAGAAAGACGGAGCUCCAGAAGAACAAGAAACCUGGACUAUGAAGCAAGACAGAGUGGCUCAGAGAGACUCUGUCCAUCCUACUCCUGUUGUUUGUGUCACAGAGUUUGUAGAAAUAAACUUAUCAGAGCAAAAUGGACUGAAACCAGGUCAAACUGAGACUCUGAUCCGGUCUGUAGAAUCUGCACAGGAAAGACCUGCAGAACACAAAACUGAACCCACAAAAACUGAACCGGGGUUGGAUCUCAGGUUUGAGACCAAAGAAAGUAUGGAUACGACUCCAACUGACACUCAACCCGAGAGGUCUUCAGGUGAGAUGAAGAGGACGACGGUACCAGAAGUUGGUCCUGAACCUCCUGAACCCAGUGUGGUUCUCAAAGACAGUGAGCAGAGGAAGGACGAGGAGAGGAUGGCACAAGGAGAAGAAAAGAUGGCUGAGGUGGAGAGACAAAACGUUCCGCUCACAACAACAACUACUAUCACAACAACAACAAUCAUCACUGGUGACGAGAGGCUUCAGAGUGUGGAUUUGUCACAAGAGCCACUGCAGGCAGUUCUGAAAUCAACUGAUAUCCCGACUGAGACUGAAGACCUCAUCCUGGAGGAACCGGAAGGAUCAGCCAUGAAGGACAUAUUCUCAGAGAUACAGCUGCUCGCAGGAUCCGGAGCCAACAGUCAACUUUUAGAGGGUAAACCUGUCGAAGCUCCAGAGGUUCUGAUCACAUCCACCACUGAGCAGGAGGACCAUCUGACCCAACUGAACUCUAGAGUCCAGAGCUGUAAGAACCAGCCGGCAUCGCUCAGCCCGUCGGCCAUGGCUCUGCAGGUGGAGGAGGCUCAGGAGUGCAGAGAGGCGGCGCUGGCCCAGUUGUCGUUGCUCUCCCAGCAGAGGAGUGUUGGUGCUGGUGACCCGGAUGUUCUGGAGCGUGUUGAGGACCGGUGGUCCACCGCCGUCCAGGACGCAACCGCCAUCAUCCAGAGUAAAGAGGUGCAACUGCAGCUGGUCAACGAUUACAACCAACAGGGACAAGCAGCCAAGACCAGCCUGAAGAACCUGACCACAGAACUGGACGCCAUGACAACGUGUCCAGGUGAGAGCAGCUCUAAGGAGGCCGAGCGUCUGUGCUCCUUACAGAGGAACAUGGAGGAGAGGAGGACCAGGCUGGGAGAAUGGCUCCUGAUAUUCACCAGACUGAGUCCUCACUUCAGCCGAUCUGAGCGAGCCGCUGCACAAAAUGAGCUGAAGAACCUGCAGCAGGAGUGGAGAGACCUGGAGAGAGCUGUAGAGAAGUCCUUCCAUCACAGAAACAUCCAGUCCCGUGAAACCAUCGACCUUCUGUGUGACAUAUCCAUGCUGCAGAAACACUUGGAGAACAUUUCCAAAGACCUUGAAGCCAAGUCUCCAUCUGAUGCUCAGUGGAACUGUAAGAGGGCGAAGCAGGUGAUGGAGGCAAAUGCAGAGGUUAAAGCCGCACAACAGAAGUACCUCCACCUGCAGCGGCUGUCGGAGGAGCUCCUCAGCAGCUCACAGUGGGAAAAGGAAAACAGAGACAUUCAACAGGGGCUGCAAGGGCUGAAAACACAACUGAGCCACACAGAGGAACUGGUCUCCUCCCAAACCCAGAACAGCAGCAACCCCAUCAUGGACAAAAUCAUCACGGUGAUGAGGGACGGCCUCGCCUGGGCCAAGAAGACAGAGAUGGACAUCGAGGGUCGGCGGAGGAGGGUGGCUCUGCUCCCUGAGGAGGUUCACCGUCAGCUCCGAGAUCUGAAGAAGCUGCAGUCGGAGGUUAUAACCAAAGAGGGUCAGCUGGAGGCUCUGGUGGAGGAGGUGACGGAGCUCCUCCCACAGCUGGACCAGGUUGAGGAGGUGCCCAUGGUGGUCUCCUCCCUCAAGUCCCUGGAAGAACUGUCCAAGUCCACCAUGGAGAAACUGUCCAAGGCUGUGAGAGACACCGAGUCAGGACUGCAGACCAGAGAGAAGUUGUCCCAACAGAUGGCCGACCUGGACUCCUGGACGGUGUCUCACCUGAACAGAGAUGACUUCAGGAGUCCAGAGAGUCCUGCAGAAGUGGACCGGCAGUCUCGUCUGGUCCAGGAGACCCAGGCCGAGGCUGAGAGGCAGGCGGCGGUCUGCGAAGCCCUUCUAAUGAAGAGUAAAGACAUUUCCUCUGAGCUCAGUGUCACUGAGAACUGCCAGCUGUUCGAUAAACUCACCAGCCUCCAGGAGGACAUCAGGGACAUCAUCAUCCACGAAAAGGCCAACAAGAAGGAGCUGGACGAACUCAUCCAGAAGAUGACUCCAGGAAGGCAGAACCUGGUCACCAUUGAGAAAACCCUGAGGCAGAUGUUGGUGGAUCUGAACAGACACCGGUUCCCCAUCACCACCGAGUACCUUCAGGCUCUGGAACCUUUCAAACACAUGAUCCACGAGUAUAAAACCCAGGUGGACUUCAUGAAACCGUGGACUCCUCAGGAAAAGACGAGGGAUCUCCAUUCCAUCAUCUCAGAACUCCAGAAUAAAAUGGCUGCGAUGGAAAUGAAGAUCCAGGACCAUGAGCAGUAUCUGGACCUGAGGCAGUGUGUGGAGGACCUGAAGGAGAACAUAAAGGAGCAGGUCCGCCAUGUCAAAGACCACCCCGGGGAUCUGGAGCGGUACAAGAUCAGCCAGAGCCUCCUGGUCCAGUUCCCUGUGAUCCAAGAGCUGGUUAACGAGACCAGCUCCAAACUCCACGUGAUCUCCAGCGACAUUUACCCGUCAGAGCUGUCGAUGGAGCGGCAGAGACUCAGGCAGAUCGAGGAGAGUCUGAACCACAUGGAGACCGGACUCAACAACAGCCUCAGCCUCAUCGAGUGGAACCUGCUCCAGGAUCUGGACCUGGAAUUAGAGACCAAAGCCUCCCGGGCCUUCCUCAGAAAGACCCUGGAGGAGAUGACGAAACCGACGACGAUGGAGCCCAAUGAGGCGGCAAUUCACAAGGAAUACCAGAAGACGGUGGCUCUGAAAAAGACCGUAGAGUCCAGAAUGAGAGCAUGGGACGUUCUGAGGCAGAAGAAGGACAAAACACCCGGAGGUGGAUCACAGGAUCUGGUGGACUUGAAGAAUGAAGUCCUUCAAGAAUGUGACUCAAAGAUGGAGAACCUGGUCUGGGCCAGGCAGUCUCUGAAGGACUACACCAGUGCCGUUAAAGAAUCCGUCCAGUUCCUGAAGGACACCGAGGCCUCUCUGCUGGUCCAACAAGACUCUGAUGGAUCCUGCUCCCAAAAACUGGACCAGAUCCAGCAGGCUCUGGCCUCCCUGGAGCUGUACUUCCAAAACCACGUGGACCAGUUGAAGAGGCUGCUCCCCCAGCACCCUUACCUGUCCCCCCACCGGGUGGAGCGUCUGCUGGAGAACACUCUGAGCAGGCUCCUGGUCUGGAUGUCCACCCUCCAGGCAAAGGGACGUGUACAGAUGGAGAAUCUGGGCAGAUGUGUUGAACAUUACAAAAAAUACUGCGAAUCCCAAGAAGACAUCGUCCAGAGUUUGGACAGAGCGGAAAUCAGCCUUUGCCAGUUCAUGUCCCAGAAGGUCACGUCUCUACAGGACUGCACCGAGCAGCAAACCAAGAUAAAGGCUCUGUGUGAGGAGGUGGAGUCUCUGCAGAAGCGUCUGAACGAGCUGAAGGAGUGGUGUCCAGAGCAGAGCUGUCGCGAAGGACGGGAGGUCACCGUGGCGACUGUCUGGAGACGAGUAUCACGACUACGACGCUGCACUCAGAAACUCACAAGUCGAUGUACGCCGAGGAUCGCAGAAUGGAGCGACAUCACCGACAGUGUGGAGAAAGCGUCCUCCGUGCUGCAGCAGGUGGAGGCGGAGCUCCCCACGGUUUCCCAGGUGACGGCCCCCACCGAGGAGCUCCAGGACCUGCUUCAGUCCUGGGAACAGUACCAGGACCGACUGGACUGUGAACACCGCGCUCUUUCUGCUCUGGAAUUGCGCGUCGCCAGGCUGCUGGGUGUCCCCGCCCACCUGGAACAGGCUCCUCCCACUCCGCUGUGUCAGCAGCUGCAGGCGAUGCAGAGUCGAUACAACAGUGUUUUGCAGACGAGCAGGGAGGGUUUGGAGGCGACUCGGCAGGAGCUGGAGGACAGGGAAAAGGUUCGAGAGGAGCUGCAAAGCAUCCGGGUUUGGAUGGAGGCUGCAGAUCAUCUGCUGUCGGAGAUGGAACAGAGCAGCAGCACCAGCCAGGUCCAGGAGGUCCACAGCCAGCUCAUUACCCAGAAGGCUUUGCUCCAGCGCAUCAUGGACAGCCUGAAGAUGAAGUACUCGGACAUGUACAGUCUGGUUCCUGUGGAGAUCGAAGGCCCGCUGCAGGAAGUCAAACAAACGCUGCCGAAAGUAGAAGUAAAGGUCAGUGAGGCGGUGGAGAAGAGCGGUCCCGUCCAUCGUCUCGGGGCCAAGAUGUCUGAGAUCCAAUCCGGUCUCAGAUCAGUGCAGAAGAGACUGGAACAGAAAAGUCCAAAUGUGGCCGAAGCCAAGAGAACCCAGAAGUGUGUGUGGGAUGAGCUGGACGUGUGGCAUUCGUGUCUGGCAGCGUUGGAGGUCGACAUGCAGGACUUGGAGAAACCAGAGGAGGCUCUGAUCCUGACGGAGAGGCUGGUGGAGGUCCAGCAGCUCCACUCCCACCUCGCCAAGCAGGCGGAGCAGAGGACCACCCUCCUCAGCAAGAUCCACACGUGGCUUCAGGAGCAUCAGGAGAUGAUCAACAGCUCUAAAAGUUGGAUUUCUGAGGCUCAGUCGUGGCUGGCUGCGCCCUGUACCUACACCUCGGCUAAAUGUCUGAGCAGCCACGUCCACGCCCUGCAGAUGGUAUUAAACGACUCGGUGCAGAUCCGAACCACGCUGCAGGGCUUCAGCUCCAUCCUGGAUGACAUGUCGCAGGUUUGUGACGUCACAGAUCUGCAGGAGAAGCUGCUGGACGCCGACGAACAAGUGGCGUCUGUUCAGGACAGUUUCACCGCUCCUCUGUCACAGCUGGAACACGCUGCUGCUGAGGUGGAGGCUAUUGAGACUGAAGUGAAGCGGAUGGAGAGCGACGUGGGUGAGAUUAAGACGUUAUUAUCGAAUCCAGAGGCGUUUCCCAGCCCCAGAGAGGAGAGACUCAAGAUGGUGGAACAGAGGAUCCAGUCCAUGAGGAGAACCAUCGCUGAAAUCCAGAAGUGUAAACCGGGCCUCUGUCUCCCAGAAAAGGCCGAGGAGACUCUGACUGUGUUCGCUGUGGUCGACCAGUUACAGACUCUGCUGUUGGAGCUGGAGAAGAAGGUUCCAGCUCUGUUCAUCCAACAACCUCCGACUCCGGUCCAGGCCAAGGGUCCGUCAGGUCCAGCACACGUCCUCAAACCCAUGUCAGAGGAACCAGAGAGGGAGGAGUCUGAGGGUCAGAUCCAGAUCGUUCGUGUUAAGGAGGACGUGUUGAGGAGAUCGGGGGCGGAGCUUCUGUCCGUCGAACGCUCCUCAUCUGAGCAGAGGAAGUCGUGGACCCCUGACCGCGCCCAGGCUGAAGGAGGCAGACUGAGGUCAGAGGUCGAGGUAGAAGAAGGUGGACGAGGUAUUUUGUGGUGGCUCUGGGAAGCUUUCCUGGGCAUUGACCUGGAGAUGCCUGUGAUCGUCGUCGAGGAGGAAACUGAAGCAGCAGCGGCAGAACAAACGGAGGACACAAAGGAUGUUGAGGGCUCGUCCGACUCCGCUGAAGCCGGUUCAUCUGAAGCUUUAUCAAAACCCCUGGGCACAGUCAGAACCCAGUCCAAAGCCGACACCAUGGUAAACACGGCCCCCAAAGCCGACUCGGGCUCCCAGCAGAGAUGUGUAGUCUCCUAGAUCUAGAUGUGCUCCUUCUGUCCACCUUUAGCCUCUUCUAGAAGCUGCACCCACUGCCUUUAUCUAUGAACCCACAUCUGGCUUCUAGAACCCGCCCUUCUGUCGCCUUCUAGAUUAAGACCUGUCACUCUGACUUCUAGAGCUUCAACGGUGUCUAGAUCUUAAAGUUAACAAGUGCAAUGUGAAGAGUUUACGUGGAUUAGUCCUGAAUCUGGAGCUCAGUCUUUGUCUAGAAUAACUUUUUUUUUUUAACUUCACAUCGGACUCGUUUUAAAACCAAAAUUAGAACACAAACGACUCUAGAUCGACAACAUCUCGAAAGUAUAGCCUUCAAACUGUUUUCUAGAAUCACACCAAAGGCCUUUUUACACCAUUUCUAGACUGUUUUUAUAUCCUCCAGUUAAACUUGAUAACUUCUAACAUCUACAAGAAACAAACUUAGGACGAUUCUAAACGCCUACAGUUUAUCCUUAAAACUGUUUUCUAGAGUCAGGCCAAGAUUUAAAGCCUUUUUAUACGAUUUCUGUUUUUAAGUCUUCUAUAAUGUCUACAAGAACCAACGUGAAUGUGAUUCUAGACCUUUACAGUGUCCUGUUUUCUAAUUCACACCAAUAUUAAAAGACUUUUUUGUACAUUUUCUAGAAGGUUUUUAUGUCCUCAUGACAGAUUCUAGACCUUCAACAUCUUUACAGUGUAUCUUAAAACUGUUUUCUAGAAUCACACUUAGAUUCAAGCCUUUUUUGAUUGUGAUUUUUGUUACAUCCUCCAACUGAACUUUGUAGCCUCUAAUUUCUACUAGAACCGAACUUAGAACAUGAACGAUUCUAGACCUCCAACAUCUCUAAAGUAUAGCCUUCAAACUGUUUUCUAGAAUCACACCAAAGGCCUUUUUAAACAAUUUCUAGACAGUUUUUUUGUAUCCUCCAAUUAAACUUUAUAACUUCUAGCAUCUACAAGAACCAAACUUAGGACGAUUCUAGACAAUUCUAAACACCUACAGUUUAUCCUUAAAACUGUUUUCUAGAGUCAGGCCAAAAUUUAAAGCCUUUUUAUACUAUUUCUGUUUUUAAGUCUUCUAAUUAAACUUUAGAAUUUCUAAUGUCUACAAGAACCAAUGUGAACUUGGUUCUAGACCGUUACAGUGUCCUGUUUUCUAAUUCACACCAAUAUUUAAAGUCUUUUUUGUACAUUUUCUAGAAGGUUUUUAUGUCCUCAUGACAGAUUCUAGACCUUCAACAUCUUUACAGUGUAUCUUAAAACUGUUUUCUAGAAUCACACUUAGAUUCAAGUCUUUUUUGAUUGUGUUUUUUGUUACAUCCUCCAACUGAACUUUGUAGCCUCUAAUUUCUACUAGAACCAAACUUUGAACAUGAAUGAUUCUAGACUUCCAACAUCUGCAGAAUGUCCUUCAAACUGUUUUCUGGAAUCAUACCAAAAGACUUUUUAUACAAUUUCUAGACUGUUUUUACAUCAUUUAAUUAAAUUUUAUAACUUCUAACAUCUGCAAGAACCAAACUUAGAACAAGAACAACAGAUUUCUAGAAUCCCACCUAGAUUUAAAGCUUUUCCAUAGGAUUUCCAGAGUGUUUUUUUACGUCUUCCAACUAAACUUUUUAGGUUCUAACAUUUACAAGAACCAAACUUAGAAUGAUAACAGCAGAUUCUAGACCUCCAACAUCUCUAAAGUUGAUCCUAAAAGCUCUUUUCUAGAAUCACACAUAGAUUUAAACCAUUUUUUUUAUAGAAUUUCUACAAUGUUUUUUACGUCUUCCAACUGAACUUUCUAGGUUCUAACGUUUACAAGAACCAAACACAGCUCCUUCAGCAUCUUUACAGUUUAUCCUUAAAACUGUUUUCUAGAAUCACACCUAAACUUAAAGCCUUUUUAUAUAAUAUCUCAACUGUUUUUAUAUCUUCAGGUUAAACUUUAUAACUUCUGACAUCCAAACCAAACUGACUCUAAACGUCCCAACUCACCCUAACCCAAGUAUUUUCUAGAAUCACAUCUAAAAUUUAAGACAAACUAAAGGCUUUUCAGUCAUAAACCUUCACACUCCCUGUUCUAAAACACUGACCUUCUAAAAUAUACACUGAUUAGAGUCUGUUUAUACUAUGUUUACAUUCAGAUCUAGAGUUCUGUGUUGAUUCUCCAACGGGCUCCAGAGGCUUUGACUUUUCAAGAAUAGAAAAGCUCUGGACUACUUCUUAAUUUCCUGCUUUUUUUCUAGAAAUUAGAAUUAGACUAGAAAAAACAUUGUAAUUCCUCCAAGAUUUCUUCUCCAACCGGUUGAUUUUCUUCUACAAAUAGAACCAGUUUUCAUUUGUUUUUCCUUUUAGAUCUGAUCUAGAACUUAAAUCACCCUCAGUGCAUUUACAUGGUGUUCAAAAAAAAACAAAAAAAAAAAACAAUCAACUUCAAUAAAACCGAUUCCUUGAGGUUUUUAUCAGUAUUUUUU